AUGCCAAUUCAAUUAUCAGAUUUCCAAAAGAUCGGUCUCGGUCUUUCAAUAUUCGGUGGCGGUUUUAUAUUCCUUGGUAUGAUCUUCUUCUUCGAUAAAGGUUUACUUGCAGUUGGAAAUAUCCUAUUUCUGGCUGGUUUAAGUAUGAUUAUUGGUUUUGAACGUACAUUUCGUUUCUUCUUUCAACGUUAUAAAAUCAAGGCUUCUCUAUUAUUUUUUGGUGGUAUCACAGUUGUUCUACUUGGUUGGCCAUUGAUAGGAAUGAUUAUUGAAUUCUAUGGAUUUUUUCUUCUAUUUGGUGGUUUUAUUCCUAUUGCGAUUAAUUUUCUUCGACGUUUGCCUAUUAUUGGUUCACUUUUAUUGUUACCUGGCAUUCGACAACAAAAAACCAUUGAUUUAUCAAAACGCUCACAAACUAGCUCAACUAUACCACCAGCUUCAAAUGGUGAAAGUCAACCGAUUACAUCUAAUAGCAAUGCACCUGCUAUAGACCCAUUAUCAAAUGGAGUAAAAGUUCCAACACUUACACCCGUAGUAUCCGAUGUUGAUUUAAGUUAUACACAAAAUAAAUUGAUUACAGCUGUACGAGCGAUGCAUGAAUAUUUAUUAAAACCAUCAGAUUUGGAAGCAUUGAAGCAAUAUAAAACACGUUCACCCUAUUCAGAUGUUGCUGAUACUUCACGAAUGCUUACAGUUUAUCGACGAGGUGAUGUUGAAAAACGAGCCUAUGAAGUUUGGGGUAGUCCAGAAAUGUUAUCGAAAGAAAAAGCAAAACGUGCUAAAAAUCGACAAGAUGAAUAUGAACCUGUCUUCAGUUUAAAAAAAUCUGUUAAAGAAUAUCAAAAACGUUUAUCAUUAUUAGAAAAUGCUUCAUUCGAUAAUCGAAAAUCAGUUAAAAAGAAUAUUCUUACAACUGGUAGUGGAAAAGUAGUUAUUGCAGCAGUAGUUAUUAAUGCAACAAAUGCAGUUGUGAAAACAAUUGGUUGGUUAUUUACUGGUUCAGCUUCAUUAUUUUCCGAAGCCGUGCAUUCCAUUGCUGAUACAUGCAAUCAACUGAUAUUAACUUUUGGUCUAUGGCAAUCAAUUAAAAAACCGAAUCCAGAACAUCCUUAUGGUUAUUCAAAUAUGACUUAUAUAUCAUCAUUAAUAAGUGGAGUAGGAAUAUUUUGUUUCGGUACUGGUUUAGCUUGGUAUCAUGGUGUAUUAGUAUUAUUACAUCCACAAGAAAUGCAAUCAGUGUUUUGGGGUAUAGCACUUUUAAGUGGUUCAUUGAUUUCUGAAGGAGCAACACUUUAUAUGGCUGUCAAUGAAAUUCGAGCAUCAGCAAAAGAGACUGGCAUGAGAUUUUGGGAAUACGUUGGUCAAGGAUAUAAACCAAAUGUGAAUGUUGUUUUACUGGAAGAUCUCGCAGCUGUUUUAGGAGUAUGUGUAGCUGCUUCAGCUAUGGGUCUUUCAGCUUAUCUUCAAUCACCUAUUCCAGAUGCCAUUGGAUCACUUGUAAUUGGUGGUAUUCUAGGUGCUGUUGCUUCAUUUAUAAUCUAUUCGAAUACUGCUGCACUUGUUGGACGAUCUAUCCAUCCGAAUCAAAUUGAAGCAAUCAAUAAUGACUUAGAAAAUGAUCGAAUGGUUCGUGCUCUGUAUGAUAUAAAAGCAACAGAUAUGGGUUCACAAUCAGUCAUGUUUAAAGCUGAAGUGGAUAUUGAUGGACGAGAAAUAACUCGAUCAUAUUUAGAACGAAUUGAUAUACAACUUAUUCUUGAAGAAAUUCAAAAAAUAGAUACAAUUCAGUCAGCUGAAACAUUUCUUCUUAAACAUGGAGAGAAUGUUGUCGAUAGAGUUGGAGCAGAAAUUGAUCGUAUCGAACGCAAUCUUCGAAAAAAACAUCCAUAUUUACGACAUGUCGAUUUAGAAGUUCUCUAA
Messenger RNA from Adineta steineri, 1920 nucleotides. The record is from the annotation of a GenBank genome assembly. NCBI's taxonomy places the organism in Eukaryota, Metazoa, Rotifera, Eurotatoria, Adinetida, Adinetidae.